ACAGGGACGUCCACAAAAUUGACCUUCACCAUGAGGCUAAAUACAACCCUGAAUUACUCAGGGGAGACAACUCAAAAUUCUGAAAACUAUUCUACAGUUACUCUGCUGUCAGAAUUGACUUCCAAAGUGUUAAGAGAAACAGACUCUACACUGCCAUCUACCUGGCAGACAUCUUCAGUACCUGCAUUCUCAUCAACACCUGUACAAUCACAGGUGAUACAACAAACUGUGGCCAGUUUUACUACAACAACAUUUGUUCCUCUUCUCAUGAAUUCUACAAAUGUGACAGGGUUACCCGACAAUCUGGGUCGGUGCAGUGAUUGGCAGGAUGUCCAGCAUGCACUGUUCCAGUUAGCCAAUCUGUGCCUAGUUUUAUCUUUCCUAACACCAACUAACUUUCAACACCAUGCAUUCUUUCUUCGCUUCAUUCUGGGCUUUGGAUAUUUGUUUUUCUCAAUAUGGGCGGGAAUAUUUGUUUGUAUGCCGGAUGUUCUCAGCUGGAAUUGUUUAUUCUUUGUGGUGAACACAGGACAUCUGUCCUAUCUUAUUUACAGAAUGUUUCCAACGAGAUUCCGCAGUGAAUUAGAAGAACUAUACAGCAAAGUUAAACCUCUGAAAGUGACACGCCAACAAUUCCGAGACAUCAGUAACCAAGGUGAACUUUAUGUGUUAACACGAGGGACUGUUUAUGCAAAGGAAGGCUGCACAGAAGGGGGACGCAAGCUCUCAAUACUCGUAAAAGGCAGGUUAAAAGUGCUGUAUCAGCAGUUAUUUCUACAUUUCAUAGAGGCUGACCAACUCGUGGACUCGCCGGAGUAUGACUCUUAUCGUCUUAGUGGUCACACAACCACGACCUACCAGGUUUCAAUAGAAGCAGCUGAUGACAGUCUUUUACUAACGUGGCCCAUCCCUCAGCUGAGAAAACAUCUUGAUACAGACAGUUUUAUGUCAGCUAUUCUUCACGUCCUUGUGGGGAAGGAUGUCAGUACCAAAUUAUACCAAAUACAAGAACUUUUACUGACCAAUCCAAACUAUAUGCAGUCAGUGUCCAGUCGGCGGUCAUCCCUGGUCAACGUCCGUAGCGCAAUUGUAACAAAUAAAUCCAAUCCCGACCUGAAUAGACUUAACUGCUUUGGUAUUGAUCUCAAAGGUUGGCCUUCAUCAUCUUCAGCAUCCAAUUCAAACUUUGAUGCCUCACAGUAUCCAAAAGACACAUAUGAAAGUUGUGUAUGACAUCAUUGGAAUUGUAUCUAGCAUUGUACAUCAGCAGCCAUCAUAUGAAUAAUGAUGACAUCAUAAUUAUUUGUGUAUUGCAUCAUCAUUCUCUGCGUAGAUUUACACUACUCCAUCAGUUUUGUAGUGUCUUUGAACAAUGUUUAUAUGUAGAAAAAGAAAAAAAAAAUCAUUUGAAGAUUUAACCAUGUGAAUCAUCACAGUAGACAAACACAUUCCCAUCUGACAUAGUGAUAGUUUGUCUUUGUAUUGCAGAAGUAAAUCUUUUGUUCUUAAAAGUGAUGUUUUUGUUUCCCAAAGUCCACUUGUCUAAAUUGCGAUCUUAAUAAAAUACAGGUUAAAUUGAUAAAACUUCCCACAAAUAUUCUUUUCAUAACCCCUUCAUAUUUAUAAGUGAACUCUUGUUGCAGGAGGUGUUCAUGAAAUAAAUCUGUUAUUUUUCAAUAUUCAAAUCAAUUCAUCUGUGGUCCGUCGUCUAUUCAUCUGUAAACAGUUCUCGCUACUGCUAUUUCUCAGAAAGUACUGAAUGGAUCUUUCUCUAAUUUCAUUAUAUAGUUUCCCCUUGGGCCUUAGUUGUGCAUGUUUAAUUUUUUAAAAUGAUCCGAAACAAAAUGGCUGACAAGCGACCAUCUUUGGUUUUAAUAGCUGAAGAUUGUUAUUGAUACAUAUACUUAGGCUUCAUAUGAAGGUUACUGAAUGAUUUAGAGGAGGGGAAAGAAGGGAAAACUAGAGGAAAGGACAGGCUUUUAUAGGACCAAUAUAAAAAGAUCAGUCAGUUGUUGAUGCCAAGAUCUUUCUGGGAUCUAGCUCUUGUUACAUGACUUUGUCAAAAAAAAACUUUAUGAAUAAACUAAACGCUGAAUUGGAAAUAUUAUGAUUCACAGCAGCUCAAUUACCAUAAAAAAUUAAGAUUGUCAAAAUAUUCAGUUAAGUAUUUUACCUGUAGUAUAUGGGACAUUUCUGGAGAGUUUCUGUAUUACAGAAUCUUUACUUUUUUAUGGGAUAUUUUAGGCAGUGUCUGUAUAACAUAAUUCGUACUCUUUUUUAUGGGAUAUUUUAGGCAUAAUGAUAACAAAAACAUAUUCUCACUUGUACCUGUCAAUGGCUAAUAUCAUAUCAUUAUGUUUCACUAUAGGUAUGUUCAAUGUUAUAUAAAAAUCUUUAAGUUUUGUCACACUGAGUAAAAAUUCUGCAGAUAAUUAUGUGGAUUUUUUUUUCUUUAUAGUCAAAUGAUUUUUUUUUUUUAACUUCAGUGAAAUUAUAAAUGAAUUAUUUUUUGACAAUCAGAGUGGAAAACUAGUUUCAAGAAAGAUAACUCUUGGAAGUGAAUGGAACAUACCGUAUAUGGAAAAGCCAAGGCUCCCUAUCUCAUGUACAUGUAAAUUAAAGCUUAUCUUGGUUUUUAAAUCCCUCUGUCACAAAAAUAACAUUGUAUCAGCAUUUUUAAGCCCCCAAAAAGGGAAGAAAGCGCAGCAAUUAUGAAUUAAUUGUGUAUGAAAUUUUACCUAUUUCCUUAUUUGAUUGGAUGUUAAAGGCUUAAUUCUGAAAAACACAAUUGUGAUUGUUACUAUUGGGUUAAUGGAUGUCAUUUUGCCAUUUCCCCAGUUAUGGAUAGUAACACAGAAUUAACUGUACAUGUGACUUCAUAUAGCUGGAAUACAAUGUAUAACAGUUACCUGGUAUAGUGUACAUUAGUUACUGUCCUAAUGUGAAUCUGACUGUCCCAGUGUGAUCUAACUGUCCCAUUGUGAUCUAACUGUCCCAUUGUUAUCUAACUGUCCCAUUGUUAUCUAACUGUCCCAGUGUGAUCUAUCUGUCCCAGUGUGAUCUAACUGUCCCAGUGUGAUCGAACUGUCCCAGUGUGAUCUUACUGUCCCAGUGUGAUCUAA
Messenger RNA from Pecten maximus, 3122 nucleotides. Its product is annotated as blood vessel epicardial substance-A-like. Gene Ontology annotation, molecular function: cAMP binding. NCBI's taxonomy places the organism in Eukaryota, Metazoa, Mollusca, Bivalvia, Pectinida, Pectinidae. Gene Ontology annotation, cellular component: sarcolemma. The record is from RefSeq and is a predicted model, not a curated record.